AAAUGCUAAGCGCAUGGCGAGCAUAACACUGUAUUUGAGUAGGAAUUCAGCUGUAAUAUAGAGUCAAUAUGGAAUUUGAUCAGUUGUGAAGCAACAAACCGCGUUAAUGCUACAAAUCGAGGCUACUUGUUAGACACUGGCACGUUUACUGAGUUAACAGAUAAUGCGUGUUAUUUGUGUGGAGGUUAUGUGAUUAGGAAUUACAGUAGUUUGAAUAGCACAUGCUUCCAUUUAAAAUGAGUUACCGAGCUAGCGCAUUUCUUAUGUGUGAUUACUAAAGUAAUAUGUUAUACAAGGUUAACAGUUGCAAAGAGACGGCUGAGAUACCCAGCUCUUGGCUCGUUGUAAAUGACAGCCGAUAUUGCUUUUCGGCAUUACAUUUCUAUUUUGAAAUUAUGCGAACUAACCUUCUAUAAAGUAAUUACUACACAUUUGCAAUCGGCAAAUUAUCUCGAAGCGGGAUGAUGCUACGUCUGAGAAAUAUGAUUCAAGACGAGCAAGUGGAGAUAGCAAUAUGCAUAAUACUGCGUUUGCCAGGAUUGUUUCUAUUGGACUCAUAUUACCAGAUGACGCAGGAUACUGAAGAUGCAGAGCAGACUUUCAUCGUGGCAAUCCCAAGGGCCGCUCAUAUUUUGAUUGUGUUUGUGGCACUGAUCAUGAUAACACUACCAAUGGAGCACCUAAUCACAUUUUAUAUGCAUCUCUUGAGUGCAACAUUGCUUGCUGUCUCGAAAGCUUAUUCACUUCACUAUGUGAUUAAGGAGACUUCAGAAGCUGGAAAUGAAGCUGAAACUGGCACUUCCACACGGAAUUUUGAAGCACUGCUGUUCCACGUAUGUGUGUCUGCAGCCGUAACGUCACUGUUGGACUUGGAAGGGAACAGCCAUCGCACCCUACUAGCUGCCUAUACUCUGCCACCAUCAGCCAGAAUUGUGGGGGCACCAGUAUAUUGUCUCCCUACACUUCACUUCUGUGCAAAUAUUAUUAUUGGAGUAUGGUUUCUUAGUUACGUACUUGUGAAACUUCCAGAUUUGUUUGCACAUUUUGUCCAUCUCUACCGUUUUGUAGUUUUUGGGGGACGUGUCUUUUAUGUCCCUGUAAUUGUGUGGCAGCAGUAUUAUCUAAUGCAGCAGCUGUUCAUUUUCUGGUGUUUGCUUGUUGUGGUGCAGCUCUACAAUUACUGCAAUCCACAGGCAGUUGGUGGCAGCCCAAGGGGUGCCUUAUUGCUGGAACAGGAGUGGUAUUUGAUGUUGUUAUAUGCAGUGUCAGAAGUCUGUGCAUCUCCGUUCAGUCUGGCAGCUAGCUGCAUUGCAGUGACAUACAUAGCACGUUUUGUUUUGUUGUUUACAAAUGUUUUUGCUCAAGGAAAAUGGGAUUCAGGUUUAAUUCGUGAGCAUCCACGUGCUGGUGUAGGUGAAGGCAUUACUAUGGCACUGCUUUCUCUACAGACAGGAAUGACCCGUUUGACAAUGCCACAACGAGUUGGAGCCAUGUCUGUGGUUCUUUUCAUUGUGUUGGGCUCCCUCAUCCAGUCAAUGCAUGAAAUGACAGAGCCCUUGCUAAUGCGUCUUUGUGCAUCGAGAAAUGUGUCAAAGUUGCGGCACAUCCGUCUUUUAUUCCUCUGCCUUUUCCUUUUAACAUUUCCAUUGUACAUGACGUACUUUUUGUGCUCUCUCUUCAAGGUUGACUUCUGGGCACUUGUUGUUGUCUCCACAUGUGCUCUUACUUCUGUGCAGGUUGCAGGAUCAAUCGUUGUUUAUUGUUUAUUCAUGUUUGAUAACCUGUACAAAGAUUCUUCGUGGGAAGCAUUGGACGAUCUAGUUUACUAUGCUAGAGCUGUUACAAGGGUAUUGGAGUUUCUUGUUGCAGUUCUUGUAGUUGGAGCAGGCUUCCAUGAAUCAGUACUGAUGACAACGGAUGGCCAGCCUUGGUCAUGGGUAAACAGUUCUGUAUUGCUGGUGCACUGCUACUACAAUGUGUAUCUGAGGUUACAGUCAGGCUGGCAGAGUUUCCUGCUCCGCAGGGAAGCGUCACGUCGUGUGGGAGGGUUGCCAGUGGCGACCUGUGAACAGCUGGCAGCGCGUGCUCAUGAUGUUUGUCCAGUUUGCUACAUUGAGAUGACUUCUGCCUGUGUCACACCAUGUCAGCACCUCUUCCACCCAUCUUGUUUAAGAAAAUGGCUUUACGUACAAGACAGUUGUCCACUCUGCUCAUCACGAGUGAUAGAUAUUCCAAAAGUGAAAAAUGAGACCUCCAGCAGAACUCCAGAUCCCAUAAGAGCUGAGAACCAAAGUCAAAAAGUUGAUGAAGAAGCCUCUAUGCCCAGCAAUUGUGCCCCUGAAGAUGUAGUGAACAGUUCAAUUAAUAAUGCAAGUGAUAUGUUUUCAGAAGCAAAGACUGAACUAGAAACAGUCAGGAAUUCUAACUCAGAGGCUGAAGUUGUGGCUGAAACAUGCACUAGCAUGCAUAGGAGAUUUCCUGAGGAGGUUCAUGUGGAGAGAAACAACAAUUUUGGCUCUUAUAGUGAGGAGCCCUGUUUAGCUGGUAAAGAGAAAAUUGUAAUGGGUCAGGUUGAAGAAGAACCUAUCACGACAAAUAUAUCAUCAUCAUCAAAUGUUUCCAAUGAAACGGACAGUAACUGUAGACCUCAGUCUCCACAUGACAGAGGGCAAAUCAUACCUUUCAGUUAUCAACUAGAGAGACAAAAUACUGAAAUAAACUGCAGUGUAGAUUUCAGAAUGCUCUCUGUACAAGAUAAAAGCAGUGAGGAAGAUGUGCCAAGUAGCUCCUCCCUUGCAACAGAUGCCUGUUUAGACAAAGCUAUCCAAAAUGAGGAAAGUGAUCACUGAACAAUCAUUAUAAAUGUGUACAGCAACAAUAGUCACCAGUCAAUAGUUAUGGUCAAGUGAAUAUUUUACUCUAUUUUCCUCACUUGAUGAAUCAUUGGAACUAUUUUGGCUGUAGAUGUUGGUGUUUUCCAGGACACAGGUAUCUUAGGCAAACUGAUAACUGUAUGUGUCUGAAAGACUGGUGUUUUGUUUGUGUACGUACGUGUGUGUGUGUGUGUGUG
Molecule: messenger RNA, 3070 nt
Organism: Schistocerca piceifrons (Central American locust)
Lineage: Eukaryota; Metazoa; Arthropoda; Insecta; Orthoptera; Acrididae
Product: RING finger protein 145-like
Exons: 7
Coding region: 462-2849 (795 amino acids)
Cellular component (GO): endomembrane system; endoplasmic reticulum
Molecular function (GO): zinc ion binding; ubiquitin protein ligase activity
Source: RefSeq, a predicted model, not a curated record